AUGAAAUGGAAUAAACUUCAAAAUAAAUAUCAUUCAACAACUACAAUAACAAUGAACAGUAUCUUACAAAAGUUAAGUGUCGAGUUCAAUGGAUCAUACGGAUCAGAGAUUCUCGUUUACUUGAAGAGCUAUAUAGCAAACAUCACUGCAGCGCCAGUCGAUGGUGGAUUUAUUUAUUUCGAAGGUUGUUACUUUGAUGGUUGGGAAGAAAACAAUCUGCUGCUCUACAGCAACAACAAAAAGAAUCUCUGCGAAAACUGGGCAAUCAACUCUAGACAAAAGUCAUACUGUAUAGUGGCACCUGGCGCAGGCAAGAACAUAUCGUUCUACAUGACAGAGAAAGACGGUGUCACCAAGAUGACAGAGUAUUUCUUUAGCUACGAGCCACCCAUUAUCGAAACCGUGUCGCUUGCCAACAACAACUACACCAAAGAUAUUCUAUUAUAUUUAUAA
Messenger RNA from Heterostelium album PN500, 453 nucleotides. RefSeq lists its product as uncharacterized. NCBI's taxonomy places the organism in Eukaryota, Evosea, Eumycetozoa, Acytosteliales, Acytosteliaceae. The record is from RefSeq and is a predicted model, not a curated record. Bases 1 to 453 code for a protein of 150 amino acids. The transcript is spliced from 4 exons.